CUGAGUCUGUCCAGUCACCUUGACAACAUUGGCCCAAUGACAGCGCAUACGCCAACUAGGCCAGCCAAUCAGAGGCAGCUACCACAAAGCUGCAUGUCAUGCGCGCGCGCACACACGCACGCGCACGCACGCUGUUGUUUGUCUCUCUAUACCCCCAACACGACCACCACAACUACCAUGCAGACGCUCCACAUCCUGGUUAUGAAGGGAGCGGCGGCGGAGGAAAGCCCGCGCGGGGAGCCGCGUCGCCGGGCCUGACUCGGCGUUUUCUCCCCGGCGCAUCUUCCCGCAUCCCCCGCUUCCGGCCAUGGCCCUGGUGACUCUGCGGCGCUCCCCCAGCCCGGGUGCAGCAUCUUCGGACAGCAGCGUGGGGGAGGAUUUUAGAAGCGACAAUGAUGGCACAAACAACCACUGCCUCAACCAGAGUUUCUUCAUGGUCAAGGGGGCCGCCCUGUUCCUUCAGCGGGGCGGCAGCACCACCUCCGCCGAGGGCCCCGACGCCACCGCCUGCCGUUCGCAAGCAGGUGACCUCCCCCAACACCUGCAGCUCAUCUUUAAGACACUGCGUUCACAGGAUCACAUUAAAAUGGUCGUCCAACUGGAGAGCGGCUGGUCAGAGAGCAUUCGCUACAUGACGCUGGUGUCCACCAGAGGCCACCAAGACAUGGAGGAGAAUGCCAUCCUCGGGAUGGACUUCGCCGACAAACACAGCUGCUCCGUCGGGAUGGUGCUGCCGCUGCUGAGCGAUACCGACAUACACUUGGACGGAGACGGAAGUUUCAGCGUCAAGACAGGGGGGCGCUCGCAAGUCUUCAAGCCUGUGUCAGUUCAAGCCAUGUGGUGCGCCCUUCAGGCGGUGCACAAGGCGUGCGAGGUGUCCCGCCGCUACAGCUACUUCCCCGGCGGCCCGUCCCACGCGUGGACUGCGUUCUACGAGAGCAACGUGUCGUCCAAGUGCGACGAUUGGAACGCGGCGACGAACCCGGAGACCGACCAUCCCGACUCUCCCGUCGCAUUCCAAGACCAGCCGAGUGAAAGAGAGCCAAUGGAGAGUGUGAUUAAAGCCAAGCUUCGUGACAUCAUCGUGUUCAGAGACUUGGAGAACAUCACUUCCAAGGAGAUUCGUCACGAGCUGGAGCGAGACACGAGCAGCAACCUGAAAGAAUUUAAGGAGCUGAUCGACAAAGAGACGCUGGUCAUCUUGGGCCAAAUGGACAAGGCCACGCCCAUCUUUGACCACAUCUACCUGGGCUCGGAAUGGAACGCUUCCAACCUGGAGGAACUUCGAGAUUGUGGCGUGGGCUACGUACUGAAUAUGAGUGGAGAGAUUGACAACUUCUUCCCGGACACCUUUUCCUAUUACAACGUACGUGUGGACGACGAGGACGCUGGCCAUCUGCUGGACCACUGGAAUGAUACCUACAAUUUUAUCGUCAAAGCCAGGAAGAACGGCUCCAAGUGCCUGGUGCACUGCAAGAUGGGCGCGAGCAGAUCGGCCUCCACGGUGAUGGCGUAUGCUAUGAAGGAGUACGGAUGGUCUCUGGAGAAAGCCUACAACUUUGUCAAGCACAGGCGCAACAUCCCUCAACUUAACGCCGGAUUCAUGAGGCAGCUGGCCGAAUAUCGAGACAUCCUGGACGCCAGUAAACAUCACGACAACACACUAUGGCGACCUAGCACGGAUGAGGAGGUCUCGGACGAUUUGCCAGCCUCGAGUCGGUGCGACAAAGAGGAGGCCUGGGGGGUCUGCGGGGCGUCACCUUGCAGGGGUCUGGAGAUGGAGCCCCUGGACUCCCUGAACUACAACUAUUACUUCCGACGUUUGUCCGACUCGGCGCUAGACAGCGAGCCAUCCACGCCGGUCCGAGGACCCCCGCUUCUGGGCAUGGAGAGGGUCUUUAUCGAGAUCGAGGACGUGGAGCGAGACGCCCUGCUGGAAGACGAGGGCUUCCCCGUGGCUCACCUGGCCUUACCGGGCGGAGGCGGGGGAACGGGGGCGCAGACGUGUGGACGUCUGGACCCCUUGGAAGAUAUGAGGCUAAGGUUGGAGUUCAGCACACUGGAGGAGGAAGAUGAGGAGGAGGCCAAGAAGGAGGAGGCGGAGAUGGCCGCCUUGGAGGGGAAGAAGCACGCAGAGGAGAGUCGUCUAGGUCUAGCCAACUUGAACACCAACAACAGCAACCGGCUAGCCGCCAAACGAAGUUGCCCAGCAGCAUUUGACGACAGCGCUAGCACGGGCAACCCGUUAAAAGUCAAACCGUCCUACCAGUCUUGCAAAGACUGCUGCCUCCGUCUACCGCAAGGUCGACGCUGCGACCGGCCGGCGGGGACGCGCUCCCACCGCCUCAACCCCUCUCGACACUGCAACCUUCCGUCCAUCUGCAUCGACCCCCCUGACAACUUCAUGAUUUCGCAGUCCAUACCAGAUCCUUCCCUUCCGGUCUCUGUCCAAUACUGCUAUACCGUCCCGCUAUCACGCCAGAAACUGUCAUCCCCCACUUAUGCCCGCAACACGCCAGAAACUGAAUACAUGGACGAACCCGAGGUGGAAGAACCGAGCGCAUCUCAGGCUGACUUGGAUAUUGCACAAAUUGAGUGAUACAGGGAUUGGUAAACUAGGUUUUCUGUGACAGGGUAGCCCGAGGAUAGACAAGAAGGAUUUGGACUUCACAGGGUCGGAAUCAGACAAAAAUGGUUAGCUGAAUGCAUCCGGUUUUGACCUGGAGUGAUUUUCUGGCACCUGAAUGCCUGGAAACUAAGAUGAGAUGAGCAUGUCGUUGCCUUGAACUCAUUGGCUGCCAUUGAUGGUGAUAGAUGAACAAUUGUAUUUACUUUGACCACACAGUAAUUUUGGCAUUAUACCAAUUUGAACAACCUUCCUACUCUUCUAAAGGCUUAAAUGUAAUCUUGUAUACGUAUGAACUCAUUGGCUGCCAUUGAUGGCAACAGAUGUCCAAUCUAUUUUAUUUCCUAACAAUUUUUCGACUGUUCCUUCAAAGUCAAACUUCAAUGAAAAUGGAAAGAACGUCUAUCGCCGUCAAUGGCACAGAAACUUGAUCAAUCAAACAAUACCAACCAUCCCAGUUCAAAUGGGUUUGAUUUCUAAUGCGUUCAAUGUUAGUGAUUGAGUUAAAGGAGCAAUGUAUAAGAUUGGUGGCCAAAAACCAGGAUUAAAUAUUGAAGCGCACAACAUGCUCUUCCUUCCGCUUUGGGCUGCCAGAUAAGUGCUUCACAGUUGAGAAUCAAGCGUGUUAUCAUAGACAAUGUUGCAUUUCAAUCCGACACUACAAAAUGCCAUUUCUGAAGAAAUUGCGUGGGUAGCUUUGCUUUACAGGGUAGUAUACUUGUACUAUAAAUACGAUUACUUACAAUACAAGUACAAGCAAGUACACGUACUUGUAGUGCAAGUACACAUACUUGUAGUGCAAGCAAGUAACGUAGUGCAAGUACACGUACUUGUAGUACAAGCAAGUACACGUAGUACAAGAAAACGCAAGUACACGUAGUACAAGUAAACGCAAGUACACGUAGUACAAGUAAACGCAAGUACACGUAGUACUAGUAAACGCAAGUACACGUAGUACAAGUACACGCAAGUACAAGUACACAUACUUGUAGUUCAAGUACACGCAAGUACAUUUAGUACAAGUACACUCAAGUACACGUAGUACAAGUACACUCAAGUACACGUAAGCACGCGUACUUGGAGUACAAGUAACAGACUUGUACUAAAAGUACACUUAAGUACACAUACUUGUGGUACAAGUAGACAAGUAAAUGUAGUACAAGUAGUUGGAGUACAAGUGCAUGCGUGUACAGGUACUUGUAGUACAAGUACACGCAAAUACACGUAGUACACGUACUUGUAGUACAAGUACACGCAAAUACACGUAGUACAAGUACAUGCAAAUAGACAUAGUGCAAGUACACGCAAGUACACGUAGUACAAGUACAUGCAAGUACACGUACUUGUAGUUCAACUACACGCAAGUACACGUACUUGUAGUUCAAGUACACGCAAGUACACGUACUUGUAGUACAAGUACACGCAUGUACAGGUACUUGUAGUACAAGUAAACAGACUUGUAGUACAAGUACACGCACUUUUAGUACAAGUAAACAGACUUGUAGUACAAGUACACUCAAGUACAGAUACUUGUAGUACAAGUAGACACAAGUAAACAUAGUACAAGUACUUGUAGCACAAGUGCAUGCAUGUACAGGUACUUGUAGUACAAGUACACGCAAGUACACGUAGUACAAGUACACGCAGGUACACGCACUUGUAGUACAAGUACACGCAAGUAGAAGUAAUACAAGUACGCGUACUUGUAGUUCAACUACACACAAGCACACGUACUUGUAUUACAAGUAGACACACGUUAACGUAGUACAAGUACACGUAGUAAAACUACACGCACUUGUAGUACAAGUACACAUACUUGUAGUACAAGUCCACGCAGGUACAUGUACUUGUAGUCCAAGAACAUUCGGGUCACGCACUUGUAGUACAAGAACACUCACUUGUAGUACAAGUACACGCUUUUGUAGUGCAAGUACAUGAACUUGUACUACAAGAACAGGCACAUACACGCACCUGCAGCCCCAGCGGAUGCGGCACCAUCAGCUCCCCAGUGCGGUGCUCCAAUCCAAACGAGUCGCCACCAACCAUUUAGCCAUCAGGAAGAGAGAGAUGCGCAAGCACACCCCACGCCCAACAUUACCUACCAAUCUGGAACCCCACUUCCGCCGCAACCUCCCUUCCCGGUAGGGGCCGGAGUGAGAUCCCCAAGGGAGGAGAGGACAGCUAGCCGGAGGGAGCAACAUCGCGCCACCCCUCCGGCGCAAACAGGCCGGCUGCCGCUGCCAGUGUCCAAGGAGGAUUCCGGACAGACAGGGAGGCGAGAGAAUGAUAGGAGGCUACCGCGGGGCAGAGUGAAGCGGGAACGAACACCGACAGUCCAGAUGAGGAGGAGGACCCACCUCAGGAGCCACAUAAUUGGAAAGUGGGACCUAACUACCACCUUCAUGGUUUUUGUUUUUUUUUUGUCCACAAAAAACAUUUAAAAAAAGGGCCGCUUUUGUUUCUUUUUGAAUAUAAAUGAAUACAGAUGAACAACAUUUUAAAUUAAGACACAAAUAAAACAAUGAAAAGGGUGUAGCAGAUGAUGUUGGUGAGUCUUGUCGCUCGGUGAGUUGAAUUCG
Corythoichthys intestinalis (scribbled pipefish) is the source of this 5205-nucleotide messenger RNA. RefSeq names its product slingshot protein phosphatase 1b (gene ssh1b). Bases 308 to 2599 code for a protein of 763 amino acids. The record is from RefSeq and is a predicted model, not a curated record. Gene Ontology annotation, cellular component: cytoplasm. Gene Ontology annotation, biological process: protein dephosphorylation; negative regulation of actin filament polymerization; actin cytoskeleton organization. NCBI's taxonomy places the organism in Eukaryota, Metazoa, Chordata, Actinopteri, Syngnathiformes, Syngnathidae. The transcript is spliced from 15 exons. Gene Ontology annotation, molecular function: actin binding; protein tyrosine/serine/threonine phosphatase activity.